Molecule: messenger RNA, 1741 nt
Organism: Paramecium sonneborni
Lineage: Eukaryota; Ciliophora; Oligohymenophorea; Peniculida; Parameciidae
Source: the annotation of a GenBank genome assembly
AUGGAAGAAAUUAAUACUCAGAAAAUAGAAGAUUCUCCAGCUCCUUCUAAAUGGUAUAUUUGCAAUAGUGAAAAGUGUUCCUUAGGAGUUCCUAUUGAUAAUUAAAGGUAACCAGAAGAGGAUUUUGAAUUACAAAUCAUUUUUACUAAAUUAAAUUCAACAAUUGAUGAAACACCAUUUCAUGAAACUAAAUGCUAAAAAUAGAAAUAAGAUUUAUCUUACAAAGCAGAAUUCAAUAUGAAACACUUUGCAAUAUAUUAUUUGUAUUAACUGGUAUUUUUAAUUUGUAAAUUAGUUAUUUUAUAUUUUUGGUCCCUUUACAUGUAUAUUUCUUUUAAAUAAACCAAUGCUUAUGUAUAAUUUAGGAUUUUGGUCAUUUAGAUUAGAUGUUGCAUUUCAUUAUUUCUAAUGGGCAGGCCAUAUUUUUUCUCUUGUUAUGUAUUUUUAUUUUGGAUUGCUCUCAUCAUUAGAAAUGGGAUUGCUUUGGUUUUCUUUACUUACUCGAUCUAUAAUCAUAGCAGCUAAAUUCUCUACAUUAAAUGAGGAUAGAAUAUAAUUAUAUGAAGAAUCUCGUUUACCUGAAAAAACUAUUAAAUUUGAUACAGUUUUAUUUGAUUGGGCACAAUAAACUAAAAAACUUAAGUAUUUAGAAAUUGCUAGAUCAGCUAAGAGACAUGAUUUUGAUACACAAUUUUUUUACUUUGAUUUCAUAGUUGAACCUAUGGAAGAAACCUAAAAAGCACUUGUUUAAGAACAAAGUAUUGAAAUAGAUUCAAUUAGAAAUGGAUCAUAUAGUGGAAUCAAUCUGAUUUCCUAUUUUAUUGAAUCUUUUUAAUAAUUGAACACUCGUAAAUAUAUUCUUUUAACAUCAAUUAUGAUUAGUCUAAUCAUAGUUGUUACACCUAAAAUUAUCUAAUGUUACAAUUAUUUUUAUUAACCUUUUGAAGUUCUUCUUAGCGUUAUUUGUGGAAUAUUCUAAACUAUAUAAUUUAAUUGCAUAUUUAUUUAUUUAUCAAUUGCACUUGAUGAUAUGAAAAGAAAAAUAUUUCUUUUAGAUCAGGUUUUUUAUUUAAUUAGUACUAAAAGAGUUAAGUGCUGUGAAUUUAAAUUAACUCCUACUAUAGAUAUUAAUUGUCCAAGAAGUAUUGAAGCAUGGAGUAUGUUAAGAUCUAUCUCUUUUGAUUAUGGAGCUUCAUAUCAUAUCAGAAAUUAAGUUUAUUUUACUGUUUUAAUACUAUUUUGUAUUGUCAGUUUAAUUUUUGUACUUCAAAUUAUUUUAGAUUAUUUUAUCAUUGAUUAUUACUAUUUAAUUACAUUAGGUAUUAUUUUCUUUAUUUAUUUUUUAUUUGUUUCAUGUUACUUAAUGAGUGCUGCUAAAAUAAAUGAAUAUUUUGAAGAUUUUAAUACUUAAAUUGAAAAUUUAAAAUUUAUAUGUUAAGAUGUAAAAAGAAUGAGAAAAUAUUAUUUUGAAGAUUGUUUAUCAGAACCUUAAAAUUUUAUUCAUAAAUCUUUUGUAAAUCAUUUAAAACAGUAAUAUGGAAAAGAUACAUUAGUUAUUUAUUAAAGAAUAGAUUGUUUAAUAGAAUCUCUUGAAAAUGCACAAAAACAUAUUAAAUAUGAUUGUAGAAACUAUCCUUUAAAACUAUAUGGUUUAAAAAUUACCUUUGAGAUUCUUCAAAACUUUGUAGUAGGCUUAUUUACUGUAAUAAGCUUUGUAAUUCAGUAGAGAUUUUCGUCCUGA